ACUUGCGGGCACAAGCUCAGUGCCCCGCUCCCGCCGCGCCCGCUGCUCCUUCCACUCGGUGCGAGCUCGCAGCCGCCUGUGCCCCGAAAGGUGGCCAGACGAGCGCGGCGAGCCCCGAGGGAUCGGUCCUCAGCUCCUGCGACGCAACGCCUCCAGCAGCAACAGUAUAGACAGUGUGCAGUCUGCGCAUCUCAUUGCCCACUGGUGCAGAGACUGAGCUGCACCUUGUCUCCCGCCUGCCUGCCAUCACCAUGACACCCACCUGCACCAACAACACUCGAGAGAACAACAGCAGCCAACCGUGCAUGCCCUUCUCCAAGAUGCCUAUUAGUAUAGCUCACGGCAUCAUCCGAGCCACUGUGCUGCUCGUCUUCCUCAGUGUAUCCUUUGUGGGCAAUGUAGUGCUGGCUUAUGUCUUGCACCGUAAGCCACAGUUGCUGCAGGUGACCAACAGGCUCAUCUUUAACCUCCUCGUCACUGACCUGCUGCAGAUUUCUCUUGUGGCCCCCUGGGUGAUGUCCACCUCCAUUCCUGCCUUCUGGCCUCUCAAUAUCCACUUCUGUACAGCCCUGGUUAGCCUCACCCACUUAUUUGCCUUUGCUAGUGUCAAUACCAUUGUGGUGGUGUCAAUAGAUCGCUACCUGUCCAUCAUCCACCCUCUUUCCUAUCCAUCCAAGAUGACCCAGCGACGUGGUUAUAUGCUCGUCUAUGGCACCUGGAUUUUGGCUGUCCUGCAGAGCACACCUCCUCUCUAUGGCUGGGGCCAGGCUACUUUUGAUGAACGUAAUGCUCUCUGUUCCAUGAUCUGGGGAGCCAGCCCAAGCUAUGCCAUUGUCACUGUGAUAUUCUUCAUCGUUGUUCCACUGGUUGUUAUGAUUGCCUGCUACACUGUGGUGUUUGGUGCAGCACGUCGGCAGCAUGCUCUCCUGUACAACGUCAAGAGCCGCAGCUUGGGGGUGAGAGUCAAGGACUCUGUGAAGACUGAGAAUGAACGGGGAAUAAAGAAGAGGGAUGAGUGCCAGGAUGAGAAUGAAUUCCAAUGCCAAGGUGAAGGUCAGGCCAAGACUAAGGAAAGCAGCAUCGAGAUGGAAGAGAGUCCCAUGGAAGCUGGGGACAUCGUCAUGAAGGCCAGAGAAAGAAGCCCUGGUUUAAGUGCAGGUAUUGCUGAGUCCAAGGGCAGUGAAGAGGUCAGUAAUGGCAGCAUGGAGGAUCUGGAAGACGGCAGUGAAGUUCAGGAGAGCAGAAUAGAGGUCAAUCAGUGCAACAUUGAUUUGGGUGAAGAUGACAUAGAGUUCGGCAUGGAUGACGUCCAUUUCAGUGAAGAUGAUGUUGAGGCCAUGAACAUCCGAGAGAGCCUUCCAACCAGUCGUCGGAACAGCUACAGCAACCCACCUUUGCCCCCGUGCUAUGAAUGCAAAGCUGCAAGAGUGAUCUUCCUCAUCAUUUUCUCCUAUGUGCUGUCUCUGGGGCCCUACUGCUUUCUAGCUGUCCUGGCUGUGUGGGUGGAUGUGCAAACCGAGGUACCCCAGUGGGUGAUUACCAUAAUAAUCUGGCUUUUUUUCCUGCAGUGCUGCAUCCACCCUUAUGUCUAUGGUUACAUGCACAAGUCCAUCAAGAAGGAAAUCCAGGAGGUACUGAAGAAGUUUGUCUGUAAGAAAAGGCCGUCUACAGAAGACAGCCACCCUGACCUGCAUGAAACCGAAGCUGGCACAGAGGGAGGCACUGAAGGCAAGGUUGUCCCCUCCCAUGAUUCUGCUACUUCACCUUAAAGUUAGUUCUAAGGCAAGCUUUUCACUGUCCACAAAACAGAAAACAAGAGCAGCUUUCUUUUCAGUGCACCACCCACAAUCUCAUUUGUGCCAAUCCUUACCAUUUCAGGCAAAGGUGUUGCACAUGCAUCCUUUUCCACCACAAGGCAGGUAAAUAUAAGGAAGAAGUAGAGACGUGGCUCUUUCCUGAAAGGUAUAAGCCUGUCAAAGAAUGGACUUGAGGAUUCCUAUCAAUUAUAUACAUAUUAGGCUCUAAAUUUCCUAAAACAAGGGCUACCUGGUUUGGAACUGUUCUUGGUAUUUUGCCUGCCUCCCCAGAGCUACAAUAUAGCAGCUUUAGCUCUGAGUAAAAGGGAAAGUGAUGCCUGUGGACAUAAGAACUAUUUGGCCUUUAGGUCAGAAACUCGUGGGCAGGGGGUACAUAUUGUGUUCAACUGAAAGAAAAGCAACUGAUCAAAUCACUUUUGGAGCCCUAAAAGCACAGCUAGGUGUACUGAUCAUCACAGGAACAGAUUUCUGUACUGAAGAGCCCUACAAUACGGUGCAGAGACUAUAAUGCAAAUUUUGACAAAGGGGAAUUGUGCAGCUAGAAUAUGAAGAAAGCAUCUAGGUCCUCUAAAGGGAUCCAGAAAAGGGCAUACACGAAAUGAAGAGCUAGUUCAAGGGAAGAAAUGGAGAAAUAAGUCGUAUCCAUGGAGCUAAACGAUUGUGUGUUUCUUUUUCUUUCUCUCUCUCCUCUCUUUCUCCAUCCUCCCGUACCCUGAGAUUCUUCAUGGGCUGGGACUGACCUCUGUGCAAAUGGAAAACUGUCAAGUGACACAAAUAUUUUCUGUCUCCCAUUUGAGUAACAGCAGGAAAGAAAUCAAGCCAGUAUUUCACUAUUUCCCUUCUGUACUCCAGCUGGAACACUCAUGAGAAUACUUUUGACCUCUACCAACCACUUGUGUUUUACUUUCUUUUAUUUCAAACUGAUGUUUGGGUUAAACAAUUUUUCAGGUUUUUUUAAAAAAAAAGAAAUUCAAGUAUGAAUGGUCACAGUUCUAGAAAACUCACACUGCCAAUGAAUUUUAUGUCCAUAAGAAGACUCUUUUAUCUCUGUAACCUAAUAAACAUGCACUAGUUUCUCCAUAUGAGGAUAAUCAUGUUCCUUCCUCCAGGCACACACAACUUUUCAACCUGUGGCUCUCUCUAAAACUUGUACAAAUGCAGAAAUGUCGGAGAGGACUGUUUCCCAAUACCUAGCAAAGAUUUGAACUAUUCCAAAGAAUCUGAAGAUCAAAGCAUCUGAACAAAGCAUAUCUUAUUGAUUACUACUGAAACACACCUCUUGUAAUAUGAAAAUUACCCCCAGGGCAAAUACCCAAAUAAAGUUUUAAAAUAUCAAACAGGAAAUCACUUUUGGCAAGGACAGAGCUAACAUAUUUCAGAGAGCACAGGACAUAUUUAAAGACAAAAUAACAUGCAACCAAAAACUAGUAAGCAAGUGUUGCUGAAGCAGAUACCGACUGUUAAGAUGGGAGGAGGGAUAUUUGAUUAAAAAUGAUUAAACUGGAGGUUUACAUGAUGGUAGCCAUAGUCAGAGGUUAAUAUUCUUCAUUCAUUUAUAUGUUAUCUCUUCCUCCUCACAGAUUCCAGCGUGAGCUUCUCAAAGGGGGAGAGGUAAACAGCUGUGAAUAAGUGUGUGUGUGUGGGGG
This is a messenger RNA of Onychomys torridus (southern grasshopper mouse), 3463 nucleotides long. RefSeq names its product G protein-coupled receptor 101 (gene Gpr101). Gene Ontology annotation, biological process: adenylate cyclase-activating adrenergic receptor signaling pathway. Bases 252 to 1769 code for a protein of 505 amino acids. Gene Ontology annotation, cellular component: membrane. Lineage: Eukaryota; Metazoa; Chordata; Mammalia; Rodentia; Cricetidae. Gene Ontology annotation, molecular function: G protein-coupled receptor activity. The transcript has 2 exons. The record is from RefSeq and is a predicted model, not a curated record.